Molecule: messenger RNA, 956 nt
Organism: Lolium perenne
Lineage: Eukaryota; Viridiplantae; Streptophyta; Magnoliopsida; Poales; Poaceae
Source: RefSeq, a predicted model, not a curated record
AUCGCACAGCCACACCUGCUAAGCCCCUCCGGGUCCCUCUUCUUCAUCGCUGCGGCACCACGCGCAUACUCCAAAACCUAAAUGGCAACGCCCGCCGGUAUCGGCACCUCCUCCUGGAGCCUCCCGUCUCCGCAAACACUCUCAAAUCCCAACAAACCUCGCGCCUCUGGCUCCGGCUCACGGCCAAGACUUUUACAUCCAAGACGCAGCAACAAACACGCGGUCACGGUAUCAUCCACCGGCCAAGCCGAGCAGCAAUCCACCGCUGCCGUCGCGGCGCCCGAGGCCGGCACGUCCUUCAGCGUCGAGUUCCUGACGCGCGACGGCUGCCGGCUCGGAAUCUCCAGGUACCCGGACUUCGCGUACAACGCCCAGGGCGGCCGCGGCGUUGGCGCCGGGCGCGGCGCGGCGGACGGCACGGUGCUCGUCGAUUUCGACGUGGCGAGCCUGUACAUCCCGGCCAUGUCCGGCGCCACCACCAGGUUCCUCGGGCUGCCGCUGCCACCGUUCCUCAAGAUCGAAAUCUUGCCCGAGGCUCUGCGCGGGACCAUCGACCGGACCACUGGUCAGGUUGACCUCAAGUUCAGGUCGAGGUUCUGCUUCUCGGUCGGGAGCAUCUACCGGGCGCCGCCCUUGUUCGUCGACACAACGCUGACGUCGGAGGAGUCCAGCGGAGCCAUAAGACGCGGGACCGGAGAAAGGCUGGACGGCCAAGGGAGGUGCAAGCUGGUCGGGGUGGCCGUCCUCGACCCCAUUGGCGACGCGUUCAUGGACACUUUCCUCAGCCUGCCCACCGAGUGCAUUGCUUACUUGAGCGCCACCAUCUCCAUCGUCAGCGCGAGCUGAUCGUGUGUGCCUGAUUCAAGGUCUAAACAUUUUGGGAACUCGGAUGCGUGCUGAAACGGUCGAAUCACAUAUGCUAUUCCAUAUGCUUCCGAGUGCGGCGUUUUGUAGCU